GUUCUUUAAUUAUUGAUGGAGGUAGUUGCACUAAUGUGGCUAGUGACACCCCUGUAAAGAAACUUGGGCUUGUUACUCGGCCUCUCUCUCGUCCUUUCAGGUUGGAGUGGCUCAAUGAGUCCGAGAACAGUAUGUGAAGGAGCAAGUCACGGUUCCACUCUUCAUUGGCCGAUAUGAGGAUGAGGUUGUUUGCAAUGUGCUUCCCAUGGAUGCUUGCCAUGUUCUCUUGGGCCGGCCUUGGCAAUUUGACAAGAAGGCAGUGCAUGAUGGUUUAACAAACCGGCACUCAUUUGAUCAUAAAGGAAAGAAGAUCACCUUGGUGCCUUUGUCACCUUCGAAAGUCCAUCAAGACCAGGUCCAACUUAAGAAGAACCAAGACCAAGACUCUAAAGCUGAUAAACCUGAGACCAGUACCAGAAACUCCAACUUCUUUGUCAAAGAAAGUCAGGUAAGGAAGUCUCUUUGCUCUCAAAAGCCAUUUCUCUUACUGAUUUAUAAAGAGUCUCUCUUGGCCUCAUCUUCUUCUGACCUUGCACCGGAGAUUCUGAGUGAGUUUUUAGGUAUCUUGCAGGAUUAUUCUGAUGUGUUUCCAGAAGAAAAUCCCAGAGGAUUGCCACCGGUGAGAGGCAUUGAGCAUCAGAUCGAUCUCGUCCCGGGCGCCUCUCUACCGAACCGCCAGCGUACCGCACCAUUCCGGUCGAGACCAAGGAACUGCAGAAACAGAUCAAAAACUUGCUUGAGAAGGGAUACAUCAGAGGGAGUCUCAGUCCCUGUGCCGUGCCUGUUCUACUUGUACCAAAGAAGGAUGGCUCCUGGAGGAUGUGUGGACUGCCGGGCCAUAAACAACAUCACGGUAAAGUCUCGACAUCCUAUCCCUCGUCUUGAUGAUAUGCUUGAUGAACUCCAUGGUUCUAAGUAGUUUUCUAAGAUAGAUUUGAGAAAUGGCUAUCAUCA
Messenger RNA from Brassica rapa (field mustard), 954 nucleotides. RefSeq lists its product as uncharacterized. The record is from RefSeq and is a predicted model, not a curated record. Lineage: Eukaryota; Viridiplantae; Streptophyta; Magnoliopsida; Brassicales; Brassicaceae.